GUCCAACACCCCACAGCCGAAGAGGCCAGAGAGUUCCAGAGUUCAGCACGCACCUGUACGAUUGUUCAGCGCGAAGAAUCCGGCGAGCCAUCGCUCCUAGACUUUUGUUAGUUAGAAGUCCAACAGGUGAUCAAGGAAGAUGAAGCCAUCAACGGUCAACAAUGCAGCAUCCAUCUUUGUUUUGUUGGUAAUUGGAAUAGUUCUGUUGCAAGUGACGACGACGUACGCAGCUCCACACCCGGCCAGGUAUUAUCCUGGUUACUACUCUCCAAUGCAAAUGGAAGGCGCCAAUUCAGAAUACCUACUCCAAACCAUAGCCAGACUGCGACAAGCCCUUAACGCCGACGAUUUGGAAAAUUCGAAGAGAGGCCUGGACCUGGGACUCGGACGCGGCUUUUCCGGAUCGCAGGCGGCCAAACACCUGAUGGGCCUGGCCGCGGCCAACUUCGCCGGCGGCCCCGGCAGGAAACGUCGCAGCGACGACGAAGAGUAGAUUUCGCCGUUCUCCACCGCCGUAACACUCCCAUGUACCACCCCCCCAAUUACCUCCAAAAAUCCCCCCUCUAUCUCUAAAUCUCUCAGUAGCAACUAAAAAAGUAGACUCAAAUUUAGGACUACUUGUAUUGUGACGAUGUAAUACUCUCUGUUUGUUCAUUCAUGUUUGAAUCGAAUAAAGCACAUGUCUAGAAGCACCUAAGUUUGAUUGUGUAAUUUAAUUAUUAGUUAUUUAAGGAAAUCUAUUGUACAGCAAACUAAUUAAUUUAAAUAAAGUUUCCAAAUACUA
Aethina tumida (small hive beetle) is the source of this 784-nucleotide messenger RNA. It is a transcript of the gene Dh31, whose product is annotated as diuretic hormone class 2. Bases 140 to 493 code for a protein of 117 amino acids. Gene Ontology annotation, molecular function: diuretic hormone activity; G protein-coupled receptor binding. The transcript has 4 exons. The record is from RefSeq and is a predicted model, not a curated record. Gene Ontology annotation, biological process: body fluid secretion. NCBI's taxonomy places the organism in Eukaryota, Metazoa, Arthropoda, Insecta, Coleoptera, Nitidulidae.